Molecule: messenger RNA, 2780 nt
Organism: Mya arenaria
Lineage: Eukaryota; Metazoa; Mollusca; Bivalvia; Myida; Myidae
Product: aquaporin-3-like
Exons: 6
Coding region: 105-1070 (321 amino acids)
Biological process (GO): glycerol transmembrane transport; water transport
Cellular component (GO): basolateral plasma membrane; plasma membrane
Molecular function (GO): glycerol channel activity; water channel activity
Source: RefSeq, a predicted model, not a curated record
UUUGCUAAUGCGGGCAAAACUACUCUGACUUUGCAUGUAAACCCAAUGUGAGCGGAUAUUUCAACAACUGUAACAUCAUAUUUUGUUGAAUUGUUACUGAAUCUAUGAUGAAACCAUUAACUCUCCAGAGAAUUGGUCGGAUCCGGAACAAGUGGAUCACGGACGCAAUGUCGGAGAUCCUGUGUACAUUCAUGCUAGCUCUGUUCGUGUACGCGUCCGGUGCUCAAUCGAUCCUGUCCCACGGGGAGGCUAGCACAGUCCCAGGACGGGCCCUUGCCGCUGGGGCGGGGCUCAUGAUCGCUGUAUACUGCGGGAUCAACGCUUCCGGUGCUUGUGUUAACCCUGGGAUUACGUUGAUGUUCUGUAUGACCGGGAAGUUGCCAUGGAAACGGUACCCUGUCUAUGUUGUCUGUCAGUUUAUUGGCGCUUUUUUGGCCGCUUCACUAACGUUUGGAGUUUAUAACGAGAUGAUCAACACAUUUGACGGUGGAGUACGGCAGGUUUACGGCGAUCAGGCGACCGUCAGCAUUUUCACAUCCUUCCCAAGCCAAGACAUCUCAACAGGGACAGGUUUCUUUGAUAUUUUUGUUGGAUGCGGUCUCUUGACGGGUUGCACUUGCAUGCUCAUUGACCCUAACAACGCCAACGCUGCCCCUGGCGUGGUCCCUAUAGCACUUGCCCUCAUGCUGUAUGGUAUCAUUAUGGGUUUCGGCGUCCAAACCGGCGCGCCUAUCAACUUGUCCAUCGACUUUUCAGGAAGGUUAUUUGCAUUUUUUGCUGGGUAUGGCGCUGACGUGUUCAGACGAGAUAAUUACUGGUUCUGGGUCCCACCAACAGCGUGUAUUUCUGGAACAAUUACCUUCGUGACAACAUACCAGCUUAUGAUUGGCAACCAUCUCCCAGAUAACAACCCAUCCACGGGCGGUAACUCGGCCGAUUCAACUAACUGUGAUGACAGAGUAAAUGGUAUUGACGGAAUUCACGGACAAGAAAAGCACAAGUAUUCGGUGAAUGAAUUAAACAAAGACGAUCAAUGGACACUAUCAAAUAACAUCGUCACAAAAAUAUAGGAAAGUUGAAUAGCUUCUUGAAAACUGCUUAAUGCAGUUGAUUUAUAUGGCGCUUAGGGAAUAUGGAAAGGUACUGAAGCCAAAUUUACAUCUUGUAUUCCAAUGUGCACAUCUUGCUUUCUUACCUGUGUAUCUUGCUUCAUUCCAUCUAUAAUUCUGUAUUUGAGCAUCUUUAUUGCUAACUUCGUGAAGUUUCUUCUUGUACUUUGGCUAGUUCAAAAUAGCAUUCAGUGUUUGCUUAUGCGUAAAUAGGCAUGCGUAUGUUUUAGGAAUUACUAAGCGGUCAAUUAUCAAUGCAUUUAUUAAUCUUAGAUAUAAUCGUUUUGAAUAUUCUUAUUUCAGCGAACACUUCACUCUAGCUAGCUCUUCAUACUUCCUUACUAUUCAAUAUGAAUGACAGAUGUCAUCAAGCAUCGACGAAAACUGCAUAGCAUGAUGCAAUACGUCUCUUGAUGAGUGUUUCAUAUUAUUUCCCCAUGUAGCAUUGCGCUAGCAAUGUCGGUAAUUAAAAAAACUCUUCUAAAAAAGAGUUAGAUACGGAACGGUGACUUAUUGCUUUUGGUCGAGAGUUUCCGUCCUGUUCCGUAUAAAUUUCCGAACUCAUGCCCUCUGGUGUUUUACAUUCUGCUUCCAGGCAUGUUACAGAGUGCUUUGUUUGCAUGUGAUUUUCGUUCAUUACGAGAAUAUAAAGUUUCUUAAUGACAUAUUACAGAUUAUCACAACUCCAUUAUUAACUUUGAAAAUGAACGGAAUUGAAUAUAGCAUCAAGCAAGUUGCUCAGAUGACGAAUUAAGGUUACAAUAAGGCAACAUGCACAAGUCAGGAAGCUAAAUGCAAAUGAAUGAACGCAAUAUUGUAGGCUUGCUUCGAUACAUUUCCAUAGGGAAACUGCGUUUCUGUUUUGAUACAAAGAGUCAUUUAAACUUGUCUUGUAUAUAGACAGUGUCAGCAAUAAUGACGUCACAAAAAUGACAAUUAUGUAAGACGACAAAGUUUUCUGUAACUUUAAACGUAACGUUUCAGAUGUAUAUGAGCAAUUAGGAGCGUAGACCUGUCCUGUAUCAUGUAGAAGCAUGUACUAUCGCCUCCUUGUCCUCUGAUCAUUACGGAAAUGAUUAAAGUCCAUGGGUAAAGCCCGUUGCCAUUUAUAUCAUACAAUGUUGCCAUUGCCCUAAGAGCAUCUUAGUUCGUCCUUUUUUGAGGAGUAUGGUCGGUGGCCAGAAGAUUCAUUUACUAGAAUAGGGCACACAUAUAUAGGGCGAUAGUUGUAUAUCAUAACUAUUAUUGUUAUGGGCAAAGAAUUCAUGGAUUUAUUUCCACAAGCAUGAAGCGUUGUCCAUAACGGUCCAUUGAUGGAAAUGAUAUUACUGUUUUAAUAGUGUCUUUUUAUUGCUUUGAAAUAUAUCUUGGAGUUUAUGCUCCAACUAAAUAUUUGUAGGUAUUGUUGUAUGUAUUCAUUAAGUACUCGGGGUAUUUAAAACAUAUAUAGUAUUCAUUGAGUAGUUAAUAUGUUGAAUUAAAUCUAUUAAGAUGGCUAUUCUAUGUACUUGUACACAAUAUAACAUCCAUCUUUUGCUGUCACGGAAUGACACAAAAAUGCGGUGAGUGCUAUCCAUGAUGAACUGUUUGCGACACAAUAGUGUUAGAGAACAAAUCUUUAUUAAUUGACAUGUGAACAUACAAUACCUCAUGUACAGUGAAUGUCACAGA